This is a messenger RNA of Myotis davidii, 816 nucleotides long. It is a transcript of the gene HDDC2, whose product is annotated as HD domain containing 2. Bases 67 to 543 code for a protein of 158 amino acids. The record is from RefSeq and is a predicted model, not a curated record. The transcript is spliced from 5 exons. Gene Ontology annotation, cellular component: cytoplasm. Gene Ontology annotation, molecular function: 5'-deoxynucleotidase activity. NCBI's taxonomy places the organism in Eukaryota, Metazoa, Chordata, Mammalia, Chiroptera, Vespertilionidae.
CAGAGAGUCCCACGGACUGGCUGGGUGUACAGAAAUGUUGAGAGGCCAGAGAGCGUAUCAGAUCACAUGUACAGGAUGGCAGUUAUGGCGCUGGUGACCAAAGAUGAUCAUCUGAACAAAGACAGAUGUGUGCGCCUAGCCCUGGUUCACGAUAUGGCAGAGUGCAUCGUUGGGGACAUAGCACCAGCAGAUAACAUCCCCAAAGAAGAAAAACAUAGGCGAGAAGAGGAAGCUAUGAAACGGCUAACCCAGCUUCUCUCAAAGGAUCUCGGAAAGGAGCUCUAUGAACUCUGGGAAGAGUAUGAGACCCAGUCCAGCGCGGAGGCCAAGUUUGUGAAGCAGCUGGACCAGUGUGAGAUGAUUCUGCAGGCAUCCGAGUAUGAAGACCUGGAGAACAAACCGGGGAGACUGCAGGACUUCUAUGACUCCACAGCAGGAAAAUUCCAUCACCCGGAGAUAGUCCAGCUGGUUUCUGAACUCGAGGCAGAAAGAAAUGCUAACAUUGCUGCUGCUGCUGCCACCGCCGGCGAGGCGCACUCCUGAGAAGUUCUCUAUGUAGUUGCAGUCCUGUAACCAACGUUUUAUUUUCCCACUGAAUGUAUUGUGUUUGCCACUGUUGGUCUGUUAAUUUCCCCAGACGUGAGUCUGUUUAUUUUCAAUUGCCUGGACUCCAGCAAGAAACACGAUACAAUCUGGGCCAUAAAAGAGGCCGCGGAAAAGGAUGUGGUCGUGAAAAUGCAUGGAUGAGGACUUGGCGGGGAGUGCGGGGGGAGGUGUCUUUUUAUGAACUAAAUAAAUACAUUUUAAAACCCUAAA